AUUCUAUUCUUUAGACUGUUUUUAUUACCCAAACCAGCUAGGUUGGGAAAUUCCCUUACACAAUAUAAACAACAAGCCCUUGAAACACUGAAGUUUAAUUUGAGCCACUGAGUUAAUGGUGGCGCCUUACUAGAAGGGCCCUGGCCCCUGGGGGCCUCUUUUAGAAGAAGUACUGUAACUACUCAUGCAAGAGGGGAUGUACAGUUUAUACACAGAGAGGUUGUUGGUGCUUUUAUCGAAUAGAAUUCAGUUGGUGAAGCGUAAAACCAACCCACAAAGAUUGUAAUAAUUGCCAAAUUGAUCUAAUUGAAGCAUUAAAAGAUGGAUAAAUUCAUUACCAGCAUUCGCCGGAAGUACAGAGAGAGAUCCUUAAAUCGUGAAGAGCAAUGGCCGCCAGUUUCUGGAGACAGGCUUAUCAACUUGCAGUUAGUGGAGGCUGAAAAGAAAGAAGGAUUUAGAGCCGGCUUGCCACAACAUGGUGCACCUGAUGAUAAGGUCAAACGUACUCCAUUUCUCCAUGGCGACCUAUUCCGAGUCAAAGAAGGCAAGAAACCAGUGAAAAAGAUUAUCGUUGAGGGCAAUGCUGGGAUUGGUAAAACCACACUGUGUACUAUGCUUGCUGAAGGGUGGGCAGAGGGCAAGAUCCUGACACAAUUCGACUGUGUUUUAUUGAUUCCACUGAGAGAGAAUCGAGUAUCCUCAGCCUCAAGUCUCGCUGAGCUGUUCAAACUUCUCCACUCCAGUGAAAGGAUCCGCACACCUGUAAUAGAAAAGUUGGAGGAUAGAGAGGGAGAAGGUGUCCUCAUCAUAGCUGAUGGCUGGGAUGAGCUCAGUGAAGUAAACCGUUCCAAAGUGUCCUUUCUCUAUGACCUUCUCUUUGGUGAUGUUCUUCCAUUUGCUUCUGUUCUUUUGACCUCCCGACCUUCUGCUUCAGCUACUCUUCACGACCUUCCUUCUGUAGACCGUUUGGUUGAGGUAGUUGGCUUCAAUGAUGAGAAUAUCAAACAGUACAUAGAAUCGGAGUUUAAACAAUUCCCCAAAAAAGCUUUUUCUCUUAUCAAGCAGCUUGAGAACAACCCAGCCAUUCAGAGUGUGUGUUCUGUGCCCCUCAAUUGUGCCAUUGUUUGUAACUUGUGGCAUACUUCAGACCAAGAGCUUCCUUGUACGCUAACUGAGCUGUACAGUCAAAUUGUUCUGAAUUUUAUCCUUCGCAAUAUUAAAAAGUACUUCCCUGCUUGUCCGUUUAACCUGAAUAGAUUUGAUAAGAUUCCGAGUGAUCUACAACACACAUUCUGGUUGAUUUGUGAGUUUGCCUACGAGUGCUUAUUACUAGAUCAGCUAGUUUUCUCAGAAGCUGAAUUGUCCUGUUGCUUACCCGAAGUUGGUGACAAGUUGCAGUGUUUUGGUCUGCUGCAGUCUGCACGAUCACUUCUACCUGUUGGUCACGGCUUGUCAUUUCACUUUACUCACCUGACCAUCCAGGAGUUCUUGGCUGCCCUCCAUCUUGCUACUCUACCCAAUGAGGAGAAACUGAAGGUUGUUGAAGCUCAUGCUGACAGUGGCCGGUUCAACAUGAUAAAGAGAUUUAUGUUUGGUCUUGCUAGUAAGUACCAUGGUAGUCAUAUUGAUAAGGUGAUCAGUUUGGAUGAUGGUUUGAUGGAUCAAUUUCUGGUGGCUAAAGAGUUUAAAAUGUUGGAUUUAUGUCAUGUGGCUUUCGAAGCUUCGGACCCUAGAUUCUCAACAAAGGUUUGUCAAAUGUAUGGGAAAAAUUUAUUAGAAGGUAAUUUGAGCACUCCCUUUGACUGUGUAGCUAUGUUCUAUGUUCUUCGACAUGCUGCAAAAUGUGAUGAUAUGGUUAUCGAAAUAUCCAAUUGUGCAAUCAGUGAUAAGCUGUUGAAGGAACUAACUGACAUACUUUCCAAUGCAAAUGGUAAACUGCAAGUACAAGAAUUAUCCCUCCAACGGACUAAGUUGUCUGGCAAAGGUGUUGCCGAUCUAUUCAAGAGAGCCUCAGCUGCCUUUACAUCUUUAAGUCAUCUCUAUUUGAAUAGGAACUUCACUGACGUCAUGUCACCAUUCUUGCACGCAUCUUGUAUGAGCCUCACACAACUGGACUUAUCCCACAAUCCUCUUGGAGUGUCUGGUAUACAGUCAUUAGAGACAGCUGUACGUGCAGGAGUUCUCGCUAAUCUAGCAUUGCUAGAUUUAUCCAACACCCUCACUGGCGAUGCUGACGUCAACGGAGCUCUACUGACCACCCUCUUACAGUCCAUUGCCUCUCACUCUGCUGAACUAGAAUACUUACAACUCUCUGAUAAUAAUCUUGGUUUACCUGGAUGGUGUUCAGUUGUGGAGAACAUUCCGUUAGGAUUGAAUCACAUUAUAUUAAGAGCUACCCAUUUUACGACUUCAUUUCACUCAGAGUUUCACUACAUAGUCACCUGUGAGAUGCUAGAAAUCCACCCUAACAGUUUAACAACAUUGUAUUUGAAAGGCUCCAAUUUCAGUGGGAGUGCCGGAACUCUCUUACUGACAAAGUUUUUUCAAGCAUUUCAAUCACUGGAACACCUUGACUGCUCUCACGGUUUUCUCACCUCUGCCGACAUCAUAAUGCUUAUCCAUCAUCUCAAGUCCGCUAAUGUGAUAUGUAAGAGUUUAAUGACAUUGUAUCUCAGCAACAACUCCAUUGAUGAUGAGGGAGUGAUAGCUCUCACUGAGUGUCUACCAGAGCUGUUUCCUAGUCUGGACAAUUUAAAUUUUAGUAACUACCUGAGUCUGUAUGGCAUUAACCUCCGUGGUAAUCCUGUGAGUGAGGAGUUGAUACAUAAGUGCAACGAACAGUUGAAGGCCACACGGGAAUCAAGGAAUUCUGCAGUACUGAAUGAGUGGGAGAAAACAUGUUUACCUCCACGAAAUGAAGAGAUGAAUUGUACAUUCCUUUUUCUUUGGGAUACGCUGCUGGCAGAGAUGAUUGACAUGGCUAGAGAGAUCUCUUCCACUGAUUAUGACAGUAACUCUUCAUGGUAUUUCACUAACGAGCCAGCGGAAUACAACCCAAUCGUUUAUGAGGUUGUGGAUACAGUGGACACUCCUAGUGAUGUCACUGAUCCAGACACUCUCAUCAAUGAACAGAGCUUCUCUCAAGCAUCACCAGUAGAGCACCACCCCACAGCUAGUGACGAGGCUACUUGUACUACAGCGCUGCAGUCUACCCACAGAACAGACCAACAUACAAGAACCUCUACUAUAAUGACUGAUGCUAUACCAUCUGGUGCCACAGAAGAAGGAGAUACCUCACAAGAUGUCCUCACUUCAUAUCCACAAACCAUUCACUCAGGAGCUGAUAGACUGUGGACUGUGACAAUUGAGGAAGUGAAGGAGCGUACAAAAGUGACCGACUCUCAACUUGACACUGAAAUUAAAGAAGUUGACAUGUUGGACCUGGCAGCUCAUUUUGACAAUGUGGAGACCUACCCUGUGAUGUUGGGGCUGAAUCCUGCUGAACAGAAAGACGUUAAAUAUGCUUGGUUCCUCAAUGACAUGCAAACAGCAAUGUUUCAUACUUUAAAAGUGUGGAGACAGCAUAAUCCAGGUGCAGCCACGUACCGAGCACUAGUGGACAUUGUACUGGAUAUGGGAAUGGAAGCAUUGGCCACUUAUAUUUGUCAGUCAGCAGCUAGGAAACCUGUGGGAUGCAACAGGAUCUAACUUUCCUUAAACUCUUAUUGUGUAUGUCAUCAUUUGAGACUUGAACUGUCUUCCUAAAUUUGUGCUGUUGAAGAUUCUUAACAAAUUUUAUUGACUUUCUGUUAA
Molecule: messenger RNA, 3813 nt
Organism: Halichondria panicea
Lineage: Eukaryota; Metazoa; Porifera; Demospongiae; Suberitida; Halichondriidae
Product: protein NLRC5-like
Exons: 9
Coding region: 322-3708 (1128 amino acids)
Molecular function (GO): protein binding
Source: RefSeq, a predicted model, not a curated record